AACGGCCCAAAUACCUGUCAUACCCGGAAGUGUUCGUGCAUGCAACAUGGCCGCCAUCGGAACGUGGACUUUUGCUCUUCCCGCUAUCAAAGUGGCAAAACGUAAACUUGAAGAAGGUUCCUCUUGUCUAGACGCGCUUGAAGCCGGUAUAAACGCCGUGGAAGACGAUGGCGCCACGGGAAGGUAUCUUGUGGGCCGCGGGGGCUACCCCAACGCCAAGGGAGUCCACGAGUUCGACGCGGCGGUCAUGGUUGGGGAGGGCUGCCGGUAUGGAGGCGUGGCAGCGUUGCGGGGCGUGGCAACACCUGUAAGCGUUGCCAGACGGGUGAUGGAGAAAUCUUCCCACAGCAUGUUAGUAGGGCCAGGAGCAACAGCAUUCGCCGUAGAGCAGGGCUUUCCACUAGAAACUUCAGAUACCUUACACACUGAAGAAAGUUUGAGCGCAUUUCGGAAGUUUCUCCAGAAGCAAGCAGAUGAGGCGAGAGCCAGGGCGGAGGAAAAGAUGCAGAGGAGCAAAGAGGAGAAGAAAACAGGGCACGACACGCUGGGACUUAUCGUACUCGAUAAGAAGUCUUCCCGUAUCGCAGCAGGUGUGUCCACGAGCGGGGCUCCGUUCAAAGCCGAAGGCCGGGUCGGGGACUCCCCGCUUCCAGGCGGCGGGCUCUACGCAGACGACGCCGGCGGAGCGGCUGUAGCUACCGGGGACGGGGACAACAUGAUGAGAUUCUGCCCUUCUUUUCAGGUGGUUCAGAUGAUGAGGCAGGGGAUCGACCCCCAGACGGCUUGCAGAGAGGUGGUGAAACAGAUUCACCAGAAAGUCGGCACAGACAUGUUUGAGAUGGCUCUUGUAGCGAUGGAUAUGAAGGGAUGUACGGGUAGUGGAAGUACUGUGUUAACAUGGGAGGAUGUCUGUGAGGGGAAAACAUAUGAAGGGUUUCCUUAUGUAAGGUGGGUGGAAGGGGAGUGCUCUGAGCCUAUCAUAUGCGUCGAACCUGCAACUAAACUGACCUAGUAGUCUUGGACCAAAAUACUUCAUGAUUUUAAUGGCUUUACGAUGCAUACAGCAGGUGGAGGUUUGAACCCUGUUCAGGCAUAAAGCACCAAACUGGUAAAAAAUGUACGUAAAAAGAACUCAUAAUACACUCAUUGAGAAGACUAGUCUAGGAUGUGUGCUUAAAGCCUUUCUUAUAAAAGCGAACGGUAGUGAAGCUACAUUGAGCUAUCAACCAUCCAGAAAAGUAUUAUUCUUCAUCUCAGACAUUAAUCUGAAGAAUUACAAUAAAGCAAAAAUACAAGAAUGUUGAAGUAUUGGAACUUGUUUAUUCAGAGAGAACUUACUUAACACGUUAAAUAAUGCUUUUAGCACAUGUCCAAAUAUAGGUUCCAUCUGUUGCUUGUCCAAAAUAAUGCCAUUCUACAUUUCAUCACAUAACUUGCCACAAAAAAAAAACCUUUGACAUCUGUAUACAAAACCUUGUAUUGUAAGAAAAUAGUUUCCAUUGACAUGAAUUAAUUCAGUCACUGAAUAAAGACGGAAUGGUCUAAAACGUCUGACCAUUUCCAAAGUCAUAGCCAGUUGCUUGAGUAACUACUAUUUGGCAUAUCUUAUUACCUCAAUGUCUAACCACCAUCAAUUGAAUUGUAUGUUUCACAACUCUUGGCAAAUAUGGAAAGAAUCACGAAGUUAUCAGGAAUGCUGUUCAUGCUACCAGUAGUACAGAUCUGCCUUGGUUCAUAAUGUGACAACUCUGUAUUCUUGAAUUUCUCCUUAUUCCAACUACAAUGUACCACACUGUUUUCAUUGUGUCACUCACUAUAAUUACCGUUUUAAUGUAUACUCUUGCCAUUUUUUAAGUGCCGCACCAUUUUGUCCAUUGUUUAUACAAUAGAUUUAGGUGUUUAUUUCAAAUUAAACAUCUAAAGUUGGUCAUGGAGGGUUUGGAAUCAGAGAGAACAAACUAAAGUCACAUAUUGACAGAAAGGUAUACAAAUGCUCAUGUACAUGUACAAUAUUCUUACCAUAGGCACAUUACAAUGUGACAAUGCAACAAUUUGAAUCCUUAUGUUUUUCCAUACAGUAUUGUUAGAGGAAGGCUACAGUCAACCAACCAUUUAUAAAGUCUAUGAUAUGGUCAUAAUGCAGAUAUACACACACGUGCGCAGAAAUUGCACGAUAUGAAUUGUAGUCAGACUUUGGACAAUAAAGGCACAAUACUUUUUGGCAUGAACUUACAACAGUUUAAAUGUUGCACUAAAGCACAUGUGAAUUCACUACAAUAGAAUGGUCCAAUUACCGUCAUUAUAAAACAAUGAACAUUUAAAGUGUUCAGCUUCCCAACUUAAUAGAAAAAAAA
Branchiostoma floridae (Florida lancelet) is the source of this 2354-nucleotide messenger RNA. RefSeq names its product N(4)-(beta-N-acetylglucosaminyl)-L-asparaginase-like. Bases 47 to 1012 code for a protein of 321 amino acids. The transcript has a single exon. Lineage: Eukaryota; Metazoa; Chordata; Leptocardii; Amphioxiformes; Branchiostomatidae. Gene Ontology annotation, molecular function: N4-(beta-N-acetylglucosaminyl)-L-asparaginase activity. Gene Ontology annotation, biological process: protein deglycosylation. The record is from RefSeq and is a predicted model, not a curated record.